Pleurotus ostreatus (oyster mushroom) is the source of this 894-nucleotide messenger RNA. RefSeq lists its product as uncharacterized. NCBI's taxonomy places the organism in Eukaryota, Fungi, Basidiomycota, Agaricomycetes, Agaricales, Pleurotaceae. The transcript has a single exon. The coding region runs from base 1 to 894 and encodes 297 amino acids. The record is from RefSeq and is a predicted model, not a curated record.
AUGGCUAUAAGACGUCGUUCCAAGUUGCGUUCAACCGCUGGUUCGUAUGAUCGCGGCACGAAGACGACGAGUGGAUACUCCUACACGGGCGUUACUACAACCGAUAUCGAAUCCAUCAGGACGGAACCGUCCAUUACGAUGCAAGCCCGCAUGCCUGCAGCGUCUUCCGAACCCAGGAUGCCUAUCAAUGCUUCCGAACUUAACUCGAGUACCACAAAUCCAGACUUUGGUGGGACAAUAUACGGUUCUUGGUACGGAGGAGGUAUUGGGGGUGGUGCGAGAAGUUCCCCAGGCCACCAAAGCCAGGCCAGCGCAUCUAUGAACGUCCCUAUCUCCACAUCACCCCCUCACAAUCUUCGCCCCGGAGCGCUUGUUUCAAGCAGACCGUUUACUCAUGGAACGCCGCUGACACAGAUUAGCGAAUCUACCUCUUCCUCGGCUUGGUCUCAGCCUUCACCUCCACAAACCCAUCAACGAGUUUCUUACGUAGACUCCGGCGCGGCGACCGGCAUAUUGCCUGCUGUAGACACAGACACGUUGCAGACGCCACCAUCGAGUGCACAACACGCGCAUGCAGCAACACUGCCCACUCGCGGUGCAGCUGCUCCAGCACCGAUAUUGUCCGCAGCGAGUACGCCUUCACCACCUGGCGCGGAUAUUAAUCGUUCUCCUACAACCUCUGAGCCGCCGAGCUACGCUCACCACGAGUUUCCAGGAGCCGCGAAAUACAGUUCCUUCAGCAGUGUCAUUCAAAAUGAGGCUAAACCGCCCACCACCAGUAGUAAAGGGCCGAUGGGAUCGCUCAAUACGGCAAGCAAUAGUGCAAGUAGUAGCUCGAAGAAGCCAGACCGUCGAAGCAGCGUCGUGUUCGGACCUCGGGCUGCCAAAGCUUAA